AUGGAGUCGCGAGAUCGUACGAUGGGUGUCCAGCGGUUGGAGAUGCCCUGCCUCUCGUCAGUUUGCUCACCCCCCCCCCCCUUUAUAUCCACGUGGAUAUCUCGUGAGGGGGCUCUGCAAUUUCUUCUCCCGUUUCUGCCGUCAAUCCAGAUGCGGGGUGGCUUCCGUCAUUCUGCAGCCACACGUGUGUUGGGAAGGCUUAUCUCGAACGCUUGUUUUUUUCUUGCUAUUGUUCAUUCGUUGGGGGUCAACCCUGAGAGCGUGGCGAGCUCCCGCACUUUGUGUCCAUGA
Colletotrichum tamarilloi is the source of this 291-nucleotide messenger RNA. RefSeq lists its product as uncharacterized. The record is from RefSeq and is a predicted model, not a curated record. The coding region runs from base 1 to 291 and encodes 96 amino acids. The transcript has a single exon. NCBI's taxonomy places the organism in Eukaryota, Fungi, Ascomycota, Sordariomycetes, Glomerellales, Glomerellaceae.